This is a messenger RNA of Cynoglossus semilaevis (tongue sole), 867 nucleotides long. It is a transcript of the gene cbln20, whose product is annotated as cerebellin 20. The record is from RefSeq and is a predicted model, not a curated record. Gene Ontology annotation, biological process: maintenance of synapse structure. The transcript has 4 exons. NCBI's taxonomy places the organism in Eukaryota, Metazoa, Chordata, Actinopteri, Pleuronectiformes, Cynoglossidae. Gene Ontology annotation, molecular function: protein binding. The coding region runs from base 61 to 756 and encodes 231 amino acids. Gene Ontology annotation, cellular component: synapse.
AGCAGUAAACGGCGACUGCGUCAGUUCACAAUAACAUCGGUCGAGUCAAACUACUUUACCAUGGAAAACAUGAAAGGGGCUGUUCUUCUGUGUCUGCUAGGAUCAUCACUGCUCCAGGCAAAUAGGUUCUCUUGGAUUGGACCUUCAAAAAGCAUGGACAUUUUUGACAGUAGGGACAAUGUGUGUCUUACAGACCAGACAUCAUGUGGGUGCUGUCUGAUGCAGCAGCAAAUCCAAAGAGUAGAGACAUUUUUCAACCAAAGCCUCAAUAAACUUGAGACGGAACUGGCCAAGACGAGGAAUGCUCUGGACAACUUCAGAGCCAGUCGCAGUGCCUUCUCUGUUGCACUCACCAACCAACCUGGUUGGUUCUGCCUCGGCCCCUUCAACGACGACAAGGUGGUCACGUAUAAAGAUGAGUUCAUCAACCUUGGGAAUGGCUACAAUGUGGACAGUGGUGUUUUCACUGUUCCUCGCUCAGGUGUCUACAGCAUUGCCCUGACUGUGUACAGUGGUGGUACGAUCCCCCCUAAUGCACUGACAGUCUGUGCCAGUCUGCAGGUCAACGGAGUCGUAGUGGCCCGACCCAAAGAACAAAACACACAAGACAAAGAAGACAGCGCUACAGUUGUCCUGUCUCUCCAUCUGAACGCUGGAGAUCAGGUAGCCGUGGUGUUGCCUGCUGGAUGUUCCCUCUGUGAUAAUAAAAGUCACUAUAACACUUUCACUGGUUUUCUCCUGUACGCUACUACUUAAGACUGUGGCAACAAAACAAAGUGUCAUUUUACUUUGAGGUCGUUUGAUUGUUCUUUGAUAUUUGACAAAUGAUAUGUGAAGGAAUCUGUAGAAUUAUUAGACAAUAAACUA